UCGCUCACAUGUCUAUUCACUCUACACAUCCCCGAUUCCCUUUCGCCUCUUACCACUCUACUUAUGUUGUCCACGUUGCUUGGACGUUGCGAAUUUGCAAAUUGCGGUCGAAGUUGUCACUGAUCAACAUCAAUUGCCCGAGUUUCCGUAUAAUUCGUCUAAAACUAAGUGCUCGGAUUAAUAAGUCAAUGAAAAGAGCUGCUUGUUUUUUUUUUUAAAAAUCGGAAUUUGUGUGUGAUGGACGACGAAAUAAUAGACGUGAUCACCGAAUGUAGUUUCGAUUAUUUGGAAUCCCUGUACGAACCGUGGAACAAGAUCAACUCGACGUCAUAUAACCCAAUUAGUCCUCAAUGGUUGAUUCAACUGGCAGACGAUUGGAACUCUGAACAUAGUGUACGCAAGGAUGAUUCAAGGAAAUUAAAAAAACGUCUGUCAGAAGAUGUUUGUGAUGAGUCCAAAUACCGGGAAAUUCUCAAUAAAUACAAAGAGAAUGAUGUAUUUGUACUACCAAACGGCGAAGAAAUAGUUAGGGUUCGUAAUGAUUCCAGCUCUGAUUCAGAAAUCGAUAUUAUGGAUGGAGAGACCAAUACUAAUGAUGUUGAGGAUUGGCAGUCGGUUAUAUCACAUGGUUUCACAAGAGAUAUAGAACACAUCCCAGCACCCACUCAAGAAAGACAUCUAGAAAGUAAUAUUAUUACUGCAGAUGAAAGAUAUUAUCAUCCAAACUUAUUUGGAAAAAAAGAUGAUAAAAAAUAUUUAAAAUUAAGAAAUACCAUAUUAGAUUUAUGGAAAGCAAACAAGCCAUGUUAUGUAUCAAAAACAUUUGCUAAACAAAAGAUGAAAAAGUGUGGUACAGCAAAAGAAAUUGGACAGGUACAUUCAUAUCUUGAACAUAGAGGAUACAUUAAUUUUGGAUGUGAUGAAUGUAAAUAUCAUAAAAAUAUUAAAAAAGAAUUAGCUAAAGCCAGAAUAUUGAAAACUCAAUACAAUUUAAAACCACCUCUUCUUCAUGGAAAAAAUAAAUCUUUUAAAAAAAUAAAGGCAAUGGGUGGUUACACAAUAUGCCAUGAUAAAACUUCAUCUCAAUGGGAGCAUAACUAUUCAGUCCCCAAACAAAACAAACGUUAAACUAAAAUACUUAUAUUAUAAAAAAACAUUUUGGCUGUGAAUGGGUUACAUUUUGGUAAUUAUUCAAAUAUUAAAUAUGUAUUAGUUUUUUAUAUUUAUAAUUAUUGUCUUAUUUUUUUUAAGAAAUGACUGAGGCAAAUUAAUGCAAUUAUAAUUUUCCUUUUUUUAUUAAAUACAUUAAAAAUAUCUAAUCUAUAAAUGUAAACAGAAUAAACAUCCAAAAGUAACCCAUAUUUUAAACUUAUUUGUAAAUAGUGUGUAUGUUAAAAGCUUAUAACAUAUGUAAUCUGUUUGCUAUAAUCGUUGACUAUUAUUUUUAUUGUUACACCAUUUUUAUAACUGGUAUGAUAUAAAAUAUCUGAGUAUAAUAAAUACUUGUAUUAAUUGUCUAA
Messenger RNA from Metopolophium dirhodum (rose-grain aphid), 1520 nucleotides. RefSeq names its product histone H2A deubiquitinase MYSM1-like. NCBI's taxonomy places the organism in Eukaryota, Metazoa, Arthropoda, Insecta, Hemiptera, Aphididae. The record is from RefSeq and is a predicted model, not a curated record. The transcript has 6 exons. Gene Ontology annotation, molecular function: protein binding. The coding region runs from base 238 to 1128 and encodes 296 amino acids.